AUGGCUCCUCCGGUCGCCAUCGACUCAUUUCCAUCGUCGUGCCUCCCCGGCCGAGACAUACCGGCUCCUUUGCCGCAAAGAACUUCACCUGUCACUUUUGAUCCAAAGAAACAUCUCAAAUAUGUUCCACCCACCAAAAAUCUACAAAUGAGCGAUAUUGGGCUCGAACCCAGCUCCAUCUCUAGUUUUGCAGCAAGUGAACCUUUCCCUUUAUUGUCCCGAGAUGCGAUUCUCGAGAUGCGCCGCGAGAUUUUUUCAAAGCCGGUUCUGGACAAUUGUCUGCAUCACACACGACCCGGUAGUGUGCAGCUUCGUGGUAUGGCACCACGUUAUGCUCCUUUCAUUCAUUCCUUUUGGCAUUCCCCAGAAGUUCUUCGCAUCGUGUCAGAGAAUGCUGGAGUAGAACUUAUUCCGGCAAUGGACUAUGAAAUCUGUCACGUCAAUGUUCAGCUGGGUCCGGGCGGCGUGGAAGCAGCCAAAAACACACCCAUUGAGCCGCCUGUAGCCACAGAGGAGGCAAUUACCGAAUUUGAAGCUGCAAAGGCCCUAAAACAGCAAGUCACUGACCAAGCAAAGCCUAUUAUUGAGUGGCACAAGGAUUCACACCCCUUCGUGUGUGUGGUCAUGCUGUCUGAUGCACAGCAUAUGGUUGGGGGCGAGACCGAAGUGAUGGGGUUCACCAAUACGACUCUUAAGGUCAAGGCACCUCAAAUGGGCUGUGCCGCAAUCCUGCAAGGGCGCUACAUCACCCAUACAGCUGCGCCGGCGGCCAAUAUGCCAGAGCGUAUCACAAUUGUCACCAGUUUCAGACCCAAGGAUCCGACACUUUUGGACGAGACGACAAAUGCCAACGUGAGGAACAAAUCUGUCUUGACCGAGUUGUAUUAUCAGUGGACAACAUACCGCUUGGACGUUCUUGCACAGAGGGCAUUGAUUGCUAAGAAGGAGCUCGAAGACAGAUAUAAGAAGAAUGUUGAGAUGAGUGAUCCCGACGGUAAACCAGGUAUGUGCCGAAAGGAGACUGUCAAUGUCGAAGAGGUGCAGAAAUGGGGAAUGGAGCAGAUUGAGUAUAUUCGCCAGACUUUGCACGAGAUGAGACCGCUGGAGGAGAAGAACGGUCGCACUUGGUAG
Exophiala aquamarina CBS 119918 is the source of this 1131-nucleotide messenger RNA. RefSeq lists its product as uncharacterized. Bases 1 to 1131 code for a protein of 376 amino acids. The record is from RefSeq and is a predicted model, not a curated record. The transcript has a single exon. NCBI's taxonomy places the organism in Eukaryota, Fungi, Ascomycota, Eurotiomycetes, Chaetothyriales, Herpotrichiellaceae.